CUCGCGGAAGUAGCAAAAUAUAUUUCGUAUUUCCGUUCCAAGUAUUUAUAACCUCAAACUGGUGCCAACUGGUGCGGUAGUGGUUUUGAUUGAGAAUUGAUACACGUGUUUCUCCAAGCAAAGGUGUGAAGGAGAGACAGCGAAACAUCUCGCGUCUCUUUAUAGAGACAGAUAUUUAUUAAAAGCAAAGAAAGAUACGUUAUUUUCUAACACGAGAGUGUAAUAAAUUAAAGAAAAAUGGUUUUAUAUAAUUUCAAGAAAAUUGCGGUUGUCCCAACUGCGAAGGACUUCAUCGAUAUAAUCUUGUCAAAGACACAACGGAAGACGCCGACAGUUAUUCACAAGCAAUAUAAGAUCACGAGAAUACGUGCUUUUUACACACGGAAGGUGAAAUUUACUCAACAAAGUUUUCACGAUAGAUUAUCCCAAAUAAUACAGGAGUUUCCCAAGCUGGAUGAUGUUCAUCCAUUCUAUGCCGACUUGAUGAAUGUUCUAUAUGAUAAGGAUCACUAUAAGCUGGCUCUUGGACAGAUAAAUACAGCCAGGCACCUAAUUGACAAUGUUGCAAAGGAUUAUGUUCGGCUUUUAAAGUAUGGAGAUUCAUUAUAUCGGUGCAAGCAACUGAAGAAGGCUGCCCUGGGUCGAAUGGCUACCAUUAUGAAGAGACAAGCAGCUAAUUUAACAUAUCUUGAACAAGUUCGUCAACACUUGGCUCGAUUGCCAAGUAUAGAUCCUUAUACGCGCACGAUAAUUAUAUGUGGGUUCCCAAAUGUUGGCAAAAGUAGUUUUAUUAACAAAAUCACUCGAGCCGAUGUAGAAGUUCAACCAUAUGCCUUCACAACUAAGUCUUUGUAUGUAGGGCAUACUGAUUAUAAAUACUUAAGAUGGCAAGUGAUAGAUACACCCGGAAUAUUGGAUCACCCGCUGGAAGAGAGGAAUGUUAUAGAAAUGCAGGCAGUAACUGCUCUCGCGCACUUGCGAGCUGCUGUACUUUACUUCUGUGACUUGUCAGAGCAGUGUGGUCAUACCUUGGAGGAACAGGUAAAACUUUUUGAAUCCAUAAGACCAUUAUUCACGAACAAGCCUCUGAUAGUAGUCAUGAAUAAAGUGGAUAUCGUACGUUUGGAAGAGUUAUCUCCGGAAAAGAGGGCUGUUCUGAAGCCAUUCGAGGAAGAUACAAAUGUGCCUACACUAGAAAUGAGCACCGUCACCGAUUUCGGCGUGAUGGAUGUAAAAUUGGAGGCUUGCGAGCGACUUUUGGCUUUCAGAGUUGAUCAAAAGAUUAAGACUAAGAAGGUGGAAGGGCUUCUUAACCGAUUGCAUAUUGCUCAACCGAAGAGAGUAGAUCCUAAUCGUGUCCCAUGUAUUCCGGAGAGCGUUUUGAAGAAGAGGCAGGCCGCCGCGGAGAAAGCCGAGAGAAAGCGCAAAUUGGAGAGAGAGAUAGAGGAGGAGAUGGGAGAUGAUUAUGUGCUUGAUCUGAAGAAGAAUUACGAUAUCGAAGGAGAUCAGAAAUACGAUAUUAUUCCGGAGAUGUGGGAGGGUCAUAAUAUAGCAGAUUAUAUAGACCCGGAUAUAUUCGAAAAAUUGAAUCAAUUGGAAAGGGAAGAACAAUUGAGAGAAGAGGCUGGCUUUUACGAUUACAAGGUGCCGGAGUUAUCGGAAACAAUGCGCGAGAUCGAACAGCUGGCGAAGCAGAUUCGCGACAAAAAGCUCAUCAUGAAGGAUGAGGCGCGAAUAACGAAGGCUUCCACGAAGCCAAUUAUGCCGCGUACAGCCGCGGCUAAGAUCCGUGACAGAUCAGUCACGAAGCUAAAGGAGCAGAUGGAAGAUCUAGGUGUUGAUAUGGAAGAUACUGAAAAUGCACACUUUAAACGAACGAGAGCACGGUCCAGGUCGCGGUCGGAACCCGCUAGAAAACGCAUGCGUGUGGAAUCGGCAUCACAGUCGCGUGCCCGCAGUGUCUCGCGACCGCCGCGAGAUGAGAUGGGUGUUAAAGACGUAGUGAUGAAGACGAAGUUGAAGAACAUAGCGUAUAAGACACAGAAGAAGAAGAUAGCCAAGAAGGGUCUCAAGGGCGAAGGUGAUCGUUUUAUUGGCAACAAAAUGCCAAAACAUUUAUUCUCCGGAAAAAGAGGAAUCGGUAAAACGACCAGAAGAUAAAACUUUCAUUUAUAUCUUACAUGUUAAUCUUUUUCAGUUAUAUCGUAUAUCUAAAUACACAAAAAAAUGCAAAAAGAAAUCAUCUUUGUAAAUGUAAUUUUCAAUUUAGAAUGGUAUUCAAGAUACCGUCACGGAAAGUUUCAUUCACCAGCUUAGAUACUGUCGCUGACCGAUUUAUAUUUGAUUUACGAUCAAUAAUACGUUAUAGUUUGUGAAUGAAACGCAUUCCUCGUGUGUUUAUUAAAAGAAAAAGCAAAGAUUUUUUCUUUACCGUUAUCAGCUGCUAAAUAAAUAUCUCCGCUUUGGAAUAGUAUUUUUGUGAUGGUUCUCUGUGACAUGAAUGCGCGUGGUUGCAUAAUGCACACAAGGUAACCUUCGAACUCGAACGGGGUAAGCAACAGCGUCACGCUCAAUGAAACUUUAUUGCUGUCGUGGUGAGAUAACCCUUCGUGUCGAUGGUAGAUUCCACAUUACAUUCUAUUCAUAAAAUCACAACGCUUGACUGCGAAGCGUUAAUCUUAAAGUUGUAUAGAAAUUAAUACGAAAACGUAAGGAAAAAAAUUCCGUUCGUAUAUUUUGUAAAAAUAUGUUUUGAAAUUCGCGCUAGUUCUGAGAUAAGCUCGCGUUACUUCUUCCAAGUCGUGUUCUCCUAAUAUCUCGAAUUUAGCUACUGAAUUUAAAUACUUGAAUUUGCAUCUUCUGAAGAGCGGGAUAUUUGAAUUGUAUAAGUUCGUAUAACCUCUUAUCGCAACAUGCUUCCCUAAUGAUUUUGACGAUUUGUUGAGUGUAACGAAAGACGCAAAUUCAAAUUCUCUUCUGACAUAGUAGUCAAACAUGGUAGUACGCACAGGAAACUGUGAAUUAAUUGAUUUCCAUUCAAGACUUUAAGGGAAGUUUGAUCACUUGAUUAAAUAAAUUUUUGGAACUUUAAGAAAUUUUAAGAAGUUUCUUUAAGAAAAAUAAAUAAUUGAAAAGAAAAUUAUUUUGUCUGACGUUGCAAUAAAAAUAAAUGGAAUAUUAAA
Messenger RNA from Solenopsis invicta (red fire ant), 3182 nucleotides. It is a transcript of the gene Non1, whose product is annotated as nucleolar GTP-binding protein 1. Gene Ontology annotation, cellular component: nucleolus. The transcript is spliced from 9 exons. The record is from RefSeq and is a predicted model, not a curated record. The coding region runs from base 238 to 2160 and encodes 640 amino acids. Gene Ontology annotation, biological process: ribosomal large subunit biogenesis. Gene Ontology annotation, molecular function: GTPase activity; GTP binding; RNA binding. Lineage: Eukaryota; Metazoa; Arthropoda; Insecta; Hymenoptera; Formicidae.